Messenger RNA from Pygocentrus nattereri (red-bellied piranha), 790 nucleotides. It is a transcript of the gene coxfa4l3, whose product is annotated as chromosome 7 C15orf48 homolog. NCBI's taxonomy places the organism in Eukaryota, Metazoa, Chordata, Actinopteri, Characiformes, Serrasalmidae. The record is from RefSeq and is a predicted model, not a curated record. The coding region runs from base 165 to 428 and encodes 87 amino acids. The transcript has 5 exons.
GGUGAAGCAGUUCUUCCUGAUAGAUGUCAAUACACAGUGUGUACGUGCCUUGGUGCUCGUCCCACCUGCACUAUAAAGCUGGUGGCGGCGGGAUGCUGAGCAAAGUCAGCCGGCAAGUCAUCAGACAACUUCACAGUGAGGUUAGACUAAACUAAGCUGUGAAAAUGGUGACGGGAGGUUUUCUGCAAAUGCUGAGGAAAAAGAAAGAGCUCAUUCCUCUGAUCGGCUUCAUGGCUUUCGCCGCCACCGGAGCCACAACUGCCAGCAUUUACUUCCUACUCACCAAGCCUGAUGUCAUCCUAAACAAAAGCAGAAAUCCUGAGCCGUGGGAAACGCUGGACCCAUCCAAGCCGCAGAAGCUCAUCACCAUAAAGCAGCAGUGGAAGCCUGUGGAGGAGGUCCAGAUCGUGAAGGGGCUCACCAAGUAAACACCUCACCCCUCCACGGCGUGACCCUGUCCAUCCCUCCAUCCCUCCAUCCCUCGCUCCCUCGCUCUCUCUCGCCCACGCACCCUCUGCUCACCAGUCUCGCGGAAUCUUUCCCGCACAGACUCGCGCUCACAGGCUCAGUGUGCGGAAACGCUUCUGCUGUAUUGGUGAGAUCUCAUUGCGUGGGCGUGGCUUAGAGUGCUUGUGCUCCCUAUGGGGGUAAGGGGAGGGGUGAUUAUUUGCAUAUAUGUGAUUUGCAUAUAUCUAAUUGAAUAGCAGUGUGCAGAGCUGCACUGUGCUGUUAUGUAAUGAUGUGCUGUGACUGUACAUACUGGUGCUGAAUAAAUGAAUGUUUAACCAAA